CACGACAGACCCGCGCAAAAGCAAGACGGUUCAUCAACAGUCAAGCGUCAUCACUACAUCAUCUGAUCUUUCCCUUCAUUUCACUCCUUGCAAAUUGCUUAAAAGAGCACAAUUCGCUUUUCAUUACUCCAAUUGACCUCAUAUUCAUUCUCCAUGCCUCUCCCACGACAAGUAUUCAUUGCAGUAAUCGGUGCCGGAGGCGUCGGAAAGUGCUUUCUCUCUCAGCUUCAACACCUAGCAUCCAACCUUUCCCGCUCCCCUUCCGCUCCUACAUACCUCUCCCUCAUUCUCCUAAGCACAUCCAAGAAAUCCAUCUACCAUGCCGACUACAAAUCCCUCAACAACUGGGACACGGAGCUCCAAGCUUCAGCCACGUCUCCUCUACCACUUCCUCAACUGGUGGAAUACUUGGUGAAGGCUCCAGGCAAGGUGGUGCUCGUGGACAAUACGUCGAAUCAGGAGAUUGCAGAUACAUACCCUACGUUCUUGAAGAAAGGGAUAUCAAUCGUAACGCCCAACAAGAAAGCAUUCUCGUCGACCUAUCAGCUCUGGACCGACAUCUUUAGCGCUGCAGCGAAUGGCACCGGAGGGGGCGGGUAUGUGUUCCAUGAGUCAUCCGUUGGUGCCGGACUUCCAGUCAUCUCAACGCUGAAGGAGUUAGUUGAGACAGGCGAUGAAGUGCGCAAGAUUGAAGGCGUGUUCAGCGGCACUAUGAGCUUCCUCUUCAAUUCCUUCCAGCCUGUGAAUGGCGGAGGAGGAAAGUUUUCGGCGGAGGUCAAGAUUGCAAAGGAGAAAGGGUUUACGGAGCCAGAUCCGCGAGAUGAUUUGAAUGGCCUGGACGUUGCGAGGAAACUUACGAUUCUGGCGCGUCUAGCGGGCCUGAAGGUGGAGUCGCCAACAUCUUUCCCAGUGCAAUCUCUCAUCCCUAAGGAGCUCGAGUCGUGCUCGUCGGGAGACGAAUUCUUAUCUCGGCUUCCGGAGUUUGAUGGUCAGAUGGAUGAGCUGAAAGCAGCUGCGGAGAAAGAAGGCAAGGUCGUGAGGUUCGUCGGCAGCGUGGAUGUGCCGAAGGGAGAAGUGAAGGUUGGACUGGAGAAAUUUGACAAGAGCCAUCCUAUCGCCGCGCUCAAAGGAAGCGACAACAUAAUCGCGUUCUAUACCAAAAGAUACGGCGACAAUCCUCUGAUCAUACAGGGCGCUGGUGCUGGCGGUGAAGUCACGGCAAUGGGAGUCACAGGGGACCUCGUCAAGAUCCUGAGCCUUCUCCAGUAAAGAAGUGGAACAGGAUCGAAUUUACCGGCCAAUAGGGUGACGAGAUAUCGCCAGGUGUAUCCAUGAAGGAGGCACAGUCGCUUUCAAAGGUCUAUGGAUGUGUAUGGAUAAAUAAAGAUGCGCCCCCCCUCCCUUAGAUCUUCUGAAUCCCCGUAGACCUUGAAAUACGUUGUGAGUAUGGGCAGGAAGACCCUCUUAUUAAACAGUUUCUCUGUAA
This is a messenger RNA of Lindgomyces ingoldianus, 1486 nucleotides long. RefSeq lists its product as uncharacterized. Gene Ontology annotation, biological process: aspartate family amino acid biosynthetic process; L-homoserine biosynthetic process. The transcript is spliced from 2 exons. Lineage: Eukaryota; Fungi; Ascomycota; Dothideomycetes; Pleosporales; Lindgomycetaceae. Gene Ontology annotation, molecular function: aspartate kinase activity; homoserine dehydrogenase activity; NADP binding. The coding region runs from base 154 to 1269 and encodes 371 amino acids. The record is from RefSeq and is a predicted model, not a curated record.